AUGCCCAGUCACUGCCGGCCCGUCUUCGAGGAGGGCGCGGCGCUGAUUUUCACGCGCUGGACAGCGCUGCAGCUUGGCGUUGCCAACGAGUGGGGCGGUGCCCGCAGCUCGCACAAGGCGCAGGAGCUGCUGGGGGACGUCAUCGGCUGGUUCUACAGCACCAAGGACCACGAGAUGUGCGAUCUGCAAGACCUGCUGGAUGAAGCGCUGCAGCUGGAUUUUAACAUCCAGGCGGAGGACGACAGCCCGUACCAGGUGGCGCGCCUGCUGGUCAACAUGCACAACCAAGUGGCGGCGGGCGACUUCUCCUACGUGCAACAGAUGAGGGUGGCAGCCGCGGCGGCUUCCCAGGUGGCUGCAGCCAGCCAGCGGGCACCCAACGGGUUGUCGGAGGCGGAUGAAGACAGCAGCAGCUCAGAUGACGAAGGCGGGGACAGCCAGGACGGCAGCAGCAGGAAUUCCAUGGAUGCAGAGGGUAGCGAAGACAUGGAUGUGGACGAUAGUGGAGCAGCACCACAGCAGCGGCAGCAACAACAGCAAGGCCCCAUAGUGGACGCGGACGGUUUCCAGGUGGUGAAACGAAAGGGCAAGGGCGGCCAGUGCUGA
Molecule: messenger RNA, 606 nt
Organism: Chlorella variabilis
Lineage: Eukaryota; Viridiplantae; Chlorophyta; Trebouxiophyceae; Chlorellales; Chlorellaceae
Exons: 4
Coding region: 1-606 (201 amino acids)
Biological process (GO): maturation of SSU-rRNA from tricistronic rRNA transcript (SSU-rRNA, 5.8S rRNA, LSU-rRNA)
Cellular component (GO): nucleus
Source: RefSeq, a predicted model, not a curated record